AUUUCAAUUGUUAUUUAAAUUAUUUACAUUUUGUUUUGUGUGAUAAUAUGUCUCCUAACAAUAACGACAGGACCGAUAAAGCUCAUUGUUAGGUUUGGAAAUUUGCUCUUGCCACAACGGGUCACAUGAAAAGGCAGAUCUACAACUUACUGGGAUGGGAACAAUCCCAUCCAGUAUGGGACCUAACGUUUCCUGGCGUAGAGUCACACCGGGCGCCAUCUUUCUUUUAUCAUCCCUAUUGUAUAUAAAGCAGCGAGGGGCGGCGGUGGCUGGUGCGGCAUUCGUGAGCGUCUGAAGGGUUUCAUUGGAGAUGAAGAAAGAAAGGGUAGUUUCGAGGAAGUGACGGACGACGCUCGGAAGACUGGUCAGAGGAAGUUUGCUCGAUAAUGGUGCCGUGCGGCUGAACGAAACUUUUCCCCCUCUUGAGCGCCAGCGGAGUCGUGGAUCGGGACGGAAGGAUCCAGCAGGGCGGCCGGGGGGAAGCUUUUGUUUCCUCGCCACAUUUGCAGCUCUGAGGAAUAACUUGAGGGCUGGGAGAAAGAAAGAGAGGGUCGCAGAGAAAUUUCAUUCCCUACAACCAACCCCCCCCUUUCCCUCUCCCUAUCCCUCUGUCUUCCCCGUUCUUUUCCCCAGCGCCUCCUGUUUUAUUUUUUAUUUUUCCCUGGGAUUAGCGAUGGGGAAGGAGCAGGAGCUUCUGGACGCGGCGCGCACGGGGAAUCUGGCCGCGGUGGAGAAGCUUUUACCCGGGAAGCGACAAUCCGCAGGCGGAUCGUCGGGGAGCGCAGGAAGCGGCAACAGCAGCGGCAGCAGCCACGGAGCUUCCUCCCAUCCGCUCUCCAGUCUGCUCAGCAUCUGGAGAGGCCCCAAUGUCAACUGUGUGGACAGCACUGGAUACACGCCUCUGCACCAUGCCGCCCUCAAUGGACACAGCGCUGUGGUGGAGGCGCUGCUACGGAAUGAGGCCUUGACCAACAUCGCCGACAGCAAGGGCUGCUACCCGCUCCAUCUGGCUGCGUGGAAGGGAGACGAGCGCAUCGUAAAACUUCUCAUCCACCAAGGACGUUCAAACCCCCAAAUCAACGAGCAGAGCUCUGUAGACCAUAAAGAGUUCAAACGCUGUGGGCCCUUUGACCCCUAUAUUAAUGCCAAGAACAACGACAACGAGACGCCGCUGCACUGUGCCGCCCAGUAUGGCCACACCCAGGUGGUGCGCCUGCUGCUAGACGAACUGACGGACCCCACCAUGAGGAACUACAAGUUCGAGACCCCAUUGGACCUGGCCGCGCUGUACGGUCGUCUGGAGGUGGUCAAGCUGCUGCUCAGUGCCCAUCCCAACCUGCUCAGCUGCAACACUAAGAAGCACACACCUCUGCACCUGGCCUCUCGGAACGGACACCUGCCUGUGGUGGAGGUGCUGCUGGACGCUGGCAUGGACAUCAACUAUGAGACGGAGAAAGGCAGUGCCCUCCACGAAGCCGCCUUGUUUGGGAAGAGAAAUGUGGUGCAGAAACUACUCAGUGCAGGUAUCGAUGUACAUAUUUUUGACCAAAAGGGAUUGACAGCGCUGGACACUGUCAAAGACAUGCCGUCCCAGAAAAGCAGAGAAAUAGCUACACUCAUCCUGGGGCACAAGACUGGAAAACCCCCGGACAUUCAACUGCCUCCUCCGCCCAUUCCUCCACCUCAGGAGAGCCCCAGCCCGAGGAAGAAAGGUAACCUGGACAAAGUGACGGAGCUCAUAUCAGGGCUGGCGCUGGGGCCAGAGGAGGAGAGCCCCUAUGAAGCUCUGUUUGAAGCCACGUCAUGCCACUCUUUAGACAGCCUCACUAGUGGCAAGUCCUCCGACAGGGACUCAGGACGGCCAGACAGUGAAGUUGGCAAGAAAGAUCGUGUUGCCCACUCAUCACAUGUUGCCCCAGGUCAUGAAGAAGAGAUGAGCUCAGAGGCUCUUUAUUUAGGUAGCAGCACGGAUCAGAGGAGAGAGCCAGCAGAGGAGCGGGAGGAUCACACGUACGAGUUGCUGCUGACCGCAGAAACCAAAGUCCCACCGCCCAAUCUGGAGUCCCAGUCCAAUAAAGAUGAGAAUGCCAUUAUACAGUCUUCCAACAGUAUCCUACCUCAGCGCAAGUCCUCUGUGCCCCCCAAUGACCUCAGACCCCCAAGUAAGACGACAGACAGCCUGCACCCUCCUGCCCGGAUCGCUCCACGAGCACCAGGAGAUAACUCCCAGCCAAGCCAGGAUCAGGCAGCAGGUGUCCCAGAGCAGUUCACUGGCCUCUUGCACGGAUCCUCUCCCGUCGUCGACAGCCGUGAGGACGCCUUCAGGCUUCCAGGUGUUCUGCCACCAAACCAAGGCCAGCCGGAAUCGAGGAAACCCGCCAAAGGGAAAGAGGAACCGCCGGCUGCUUCGCGUUCCCCUUGCCGACCCAGCAUGGCUGCCAUCCUGACGGACUGCGAUCCGAAAGCGAUUUACGCCACUGUGAACAAGGAGCCCAGGGACGGCGCGGCGGGAGCAGGAUCUGGCAUCAGGAUGCGCCCUCCGGGCGACCUGAAGCUGGCCCGCAGCCUCUCCAAGUCCGACUCUGACUUGCUCGUGUCGCCUCCCGGUGAGGAGGAAGGGGGGCUGGGGAACCGGAGCGAGUCCGUUUCCAACUGUAGCACCGGCAAAAAGAGACUGGAGAAGUCUCCCUCCUUCACCUCAGAAUGGGACGAGACUCAGAUGUCUUCUUCUUCUUCUUCCCCAAAACAAGGAGGAUCUGACUCCACUGAGAGCAUUGAGAAGAUCAUGACUCUUAUUGGAGCGGGCAUCGAUUUCUCCAGAGAUCAGCAUUAUGAUACUCCAGCAGGUGCUGCAGGCCGGCUGCUGGACCAGCCCGUGGGGGACUGGCUGGAGCACGUGGGGCUGCCGCAGUACGAGAGCAAACUGCUGCUGAAUGGCUUUGAUGACCUCCACUACAUGGGGAACAACGUGAUGGAGGACCAAGACUUGAGGGAGAUUGGGAUCACAGAUCCGAGCCACAGGAAGAAGAUCCUGCAUGCAGCACGCUCCUUACCAAAGGUGAAAGCCCUGGGAUGUGACGGCAGCAGCUCCCUCUCCGCCUGGCUGGAGAAUCUGGGUCUGCACGAGUACCUGCCCAACUUCCUUGCCAGCGGCUACCGCAGCCUGGACUGCGUGAAAAACCUUUGGGAGCUGGAGAUCGUCAAUGUGCUUAAGAUUACUUUGCUUGGUCACAGGAAACGCAUCAUAGCCUCCUUAGCCGAAAGGCCUUAUGAGGAGCCUCCUGUGAAACCUCCGCGGUUGUCUCAGAUCAGGUGUCAGGACCUGCCGGGAUCCCAGACCUCGUCUCCUCUCAGUCACGUGGAGCCCUACAGCGGCCGCUCCAUGGACCUGCUGCUGCCCGCAGCAGAGCCGGGCAGGAAAAAAGCACCAGAAACGGAUUAUGACGUCGCCCAAAGAUAUCAAAGCGGAAGGCAAAAGCCUCAGGAGCGAUAUGAAGAAAUUCAUCAGGAGCCUCGACUGACCUUACGACCUCCAAGUCUAGCAGCAUAUGCCCCUGUCCAGAACUGGCACCACCAGCCUGAGAAACUCAUAUUUGAAUCUUGCGCCUAUGAAGCUAGUUAUCUUGGUUCUAUGCUGAUUAAAGAUCUGAGGGGUAUUGAAUCCACACAGGAUGCUUGUGCCAAAAUGCGGAGAUCCACAGAACAAAUGAGGAAAAUCCCAACUAUCGUUCUGUCGAUCACUUACAAGGGCGUGAAGUUUAUAGACGCAGCAAACAAGAACAUCAUCGCAGAGCACGAGAUCCGUAACAUAUCAUGUGCAGCCCAGGAUCCAGAGGACCUGUGUACGUUUGCCUACAUCACUAAAGACCUGCAGUCCAGUCACCAUUACUGCCAUGUCUUCAGCACAAUAGACGUGAGCCUGACCUAUGAGAUUAUCCUGACGCUGGGCCAGGCGUUUGAGGUGGCCUAUCAGCUGGCUCUGCAGGCCCAGAGGACCAGACAGCAUCAGGGUCUCCCUGCGGGAAGCAGCUCAGACGUCAAUGAAUCCAAGUCCAGUCGACCUGUGCCCAGGCCGCGAGGGAGUGUUCGGAAGUCGGGGGGAGACAUACUGGACCAAGAAGGGGAGUCGCAGCCCCACACCCCUGCCACAUGGCUCGUGGAUCCAAAGGAAUCCAAACGCUCAAUCAGCACUAAGUAUGAGACCACCAUUUUCUAACCGGACCCCCGUUCUCCUCCUCGUCCUCCUCCUUCCUGGGCCUGGCUGUUCCUACUUCCCUCCUCCUGUGUGCCUUUCACUGUGACUCAGCCCUUUCCUUUGCGCUGGACGUCCACUUCCCCUCACCUCCUGACAACACAGCCUGUGACAGCUAACCAGCCUCUGUUGCUCCUUCUCCAAGUUGAACCUUCACCACUUCUACACUCUGCAUUGAUAUCGCAAUCACUCAACAAGUCUGCCACUAACAUAUUCUCCUUUAACUCACCGCUUCCCUUUCUUUCCCCUUCGACUGCAAAUGUACUGUUUUCCUCUCGGUGAUGAGCUCUUUCUUUCCCGCUACAUCAGGCGACGGCCGCUCUGAAGCUUUUUCGCUCUGAUCUUUCCAUCGUUUGACUUCACUGAGUGCUGAGAAAAAUCUGAGAACCCACCCGCUGUGCUCAUCCCAUUCCUGGAUGGAUGUUUCCGGAAGAAAACUGUGGAUCUGCUCUCCUAACUCUAUGCAUCCAUCAGGCUUUAGCAGGCUGCUCCUCUUUCGUGGGAGUGCGAGUGUUUGGGAGGUUUAUUACUAUUAGCCGCUUGCUUAAAACCAUGCUGAGUUCUUGUAGCACUGUGAGGAGCUCGUUUAGAGGGGAUUUGUUCUUAGAAAGAGGACAUGACACACGUCCAAAUCAACGUGCCUUGCAGAAGUGUUGACCUCAUGCUAUUUUUUUUUUAUACACUUUUUGUUAAGUUGCAAAAACAAACUUCAAUGUUUGUUUUAUUGUGCAUUUAUUUGUUGAAAACCAAUAUAGAGUUGUGCAUAACUGAUCAAAGAGGCAUGUUCUCAAUUUGUUUCCUAAUUACAAUCUGAAAAGAGUUGCAUGUGUUUGCAUUGAGAUUUUAUAUUGUAGCUCAAGCUCAGAUUGGAUGAACUCCAUCUAUGAACUUUUCUUUGAUAUGCCAUUUACUGUGUCCCCUAUAUUGCUUCUAAGUAGAGCUUUAUGUGUAAAAGUUGUCUAUUUAACAUUAUCUUCCCACCUGAGCUGUGUACCUCUCCAACUCCUCCAAAGUUACAACUGACUUCCUGUCACUUUAGGUCAGCUCUAACAAGCUUUCUUGUACCUCCUAAAUAAAAGCUUCUCCGUGGCCUGAUGCUAGUUGAGUAAAAGUCUCUGAAAAGACGUUGAGGUUUUAAGAUGACAACAUUUUAAACUUAUGUGUGAAUACUUUUGCAAGGUACUGUAUAUUUGGACUGUUAUGCUCUAAUUUGUCCAAUCAGAGCAAAAGGGUGCAGCCAGAUGAUUUUUCUACAGUGAACUGACAGUAAUUAAGCACUUUUACCAUUUUUUUGGUAUAAAAAUAACAGCAUUUCCUCUGUGUAGCUCUCCCUUCUUUUCUUCUUUUCACAACAAAUGCCUUCAGUAUUCAUCCUGUUUGCAUUGCCUUUCUGUAAUAUUGCCAAUGAUACUUGUUAAAUACAUUGCUGCUGGAAAAAAAAAGAGUUAAGCAUUACAUAAAGGGAGGAACAGUUUGUGUGAA
Molecule: messenger RNA, 5734 nt
Organism: Poecilia reticulata (guppy)
Lineage: Eukaryota; Metazoa; Chordata; Actinopteri; Cyprinodontiformes; Poeciliidae
Gene: anks1aa
Product: ankyrin repeat and sterile alpha motif domain containing 1Aa
Biological process (GO): ephrin receptor signaling pathway
Cellular component (GO): cytosol
Molecular function (GO): ephrin receptor binding
Source: RefSeq, a predicted model, not a curated record